This is a messenger RNA of Tricharina praecox, 384 nucleotides long. RefSeq lists its product as uncharacterized. The transcript has 3 exons. The record is from RefSeq and is a predicted model, not a curated record. Lineage: Eukaryota; Fungi; Ascomycota; Pezizomycetes; Pezizales; Pyronemataceae. Bases 1 to 384 code for a protein of 127 amino acids.
AUGGCCUUGACGGAUCAUUACAUGCUCUGGUCCUACGUCUUCGUCUUCAUGGCCUUCUCCACUGCACUAACCACGUAUCUCCACACAGCACUCUACAUCUACCGCACCUCCUGGCUGCCGAUGAUCACCUCGUCCUCCUCCUUCAGCUCAGACCUUGAAGCCGGCCUUCACAGCGACACCUUCAGCCUAACGGCGAACAUCGACGACGAAGACAGCCGGAGCGGGCUCGACGUAGCCGCGAAGCGCGAGGUCCUCGCCAUCAUGAAGCGACGGGGCGUCGAUUUCGACGAGGCACGACGGAUCGCCGUCGAGCAGAAGCUGGCGCGGAACGGCAUCGCGCCGGAUGGCAGACCACUGGAUCCGAGGGCUGUGUUCUUCUCAUAA